Molecule: messenger RNA, 970 nt
Organism: Sphaerodactylus townsendi
Lineage: Eukaryota; Metazoa; Chordata; Lepidosauria; Squamata; Sphaerodactylidae
Gene: TMEM208
Product: transmembrane protein 208
Exons: 6
Coding region: 76-597 (173 amino acids)
Biological process (GO): vacuolar protein processing
Cellular component (GO): intracellular membrane-bounded organelle
Source: RefSeq, a predicted model, not a curated record
UUUUAUCUGCGCCGGAAGGUCUGCUAUGCUGAGCUGGUGGUGUGCAGCCCGUUUAGGACUGGCUGGGGAACGAUCAUGGCGCCAAAGGGGAAGGUGGGAACCAAAGGUAAAAAACAAAUAUUUGAAGAAAACAAGGAUACCCUGAAGUUCUAUCUGCGAAUUAUCUUGGGAGCAAAUGCUAUUUAUGGGAUUGUAAACUUCGUGAUCUUCUAUUCAGCAACUUCUCUCUGGACUUGGAUUGCAUUUGUGUUCAGCCUGGUGGUUUAUGGGGCCAGUUACCACUCCAUGAGCUCCAUGGCAAAGCCAACCUUUGCGGACGAUGGCAGCCUUGCCGAUGGUGGAAUCGACCUGAAUAUGGAGCAGGGGAUGGCAGAGCACCUGAAGGAUGUGAUCCUGCUCACAGCCAUCGUCCAAGUCCUCAGCUGUCUUUCUUCCUACGUGUGGUAUUUCUGGCUCUUGGCUCCUGGACGGGCACUUUACCUUCUCUGGGUUAACAUCCUAGGGCCUUGGCUCACGGCAGACUCCUCAGCUGCCAACCCAGAGCCCAACGAGAAGAAACAGCGCCGGCAAGAACGGCGGCAGAUGAAGCGCUUCUAGCAGUGUUUGUGCGAGUGGAUAGGAUGCCACCCGUUGUCUCUGAGUGGCUGCUCAUCAGGGAUGCAAUUUUUUUAAAACCAAUCAGAAAACAUCAGGGGCUGCUUCUCUCUCAUAUCCCCCCACCCCUUUUGGCAAUGGCACUUCACUUUAAAGCUACAGCGACGGUUCUGGAUGCUUUCAGGAGUGUCACUUAGCAGAUACUUUGGCCUUCUAUCUGCUUUACGGCACAGGGUGGGAAUCUUUUGUGGGAGUGGCAGUGUGUAAAUAAUCUUAUAAAAGUGAUGUUGAAAUAUGAAUUGAAAGCUGGAAGCAUUGCAAGGUUUGUAGAAAUGGUAUAUUAAAAAAAAAGAAAAGCUUUUAGUCUAUAUGAUAA